AUGGAAAACGAUUACUCCGACAUCAGUUUUCGGCUACUGGAUCUCUCUGACGCCGAUGAUUUCAUGGAAUGGUACUCCGACGAAAAGGUGAGCAAAUUCUGCUCAUGGGAUGCUUUCACUUCCAAACAGGCUGCAAUUCAGCAUGUCGCCGAUACAGUAAUACCCCAUCCAUGGCACAAAGCUAUCUGCCUCAAAAGCAAGCCAAUUGGUUCGAUUUCGGUCACCCCAUUUUUCGGCAACGAUAGUUGCCGGGCGGAGCUCGGUUAUGUGUUGGGAUCCAAAUACUGGGGCAAGGGAAUUGCCACUACGGCUGUGAAAAUGGUGGCCAGCACCAUUUUUGUGGAGUGGUCACAUUUGGAGAGGCUUGAGGCAGUGGUGGAUGUUGAAAAUUUGGGCUCCCAAAGGGUUUUGGAAAAGGCAGGUUUCACAAGGGAAGGUAUAUUAAGGAAGUACUAUCUUCUCAAAGGGAAACCUAGAGAUUCUGUGAUUUUCAGUCUUGUGUCUACUGAUGCCCAUGCGCACUCAUCUUCCCCUCCGGUCGGUGCCACAAGACCGGGGCACUCGUCUCCUACUUCGACUGGUGCUGAACGAGUGGAGAACAACCCGAUCUUGUAUCACCCAAACAUUAUCAUCAAUAUUGAAGAGCAGUGA
Fraxinus pennsylvanica is the source of this 651-nucleotide messenger RNA. NCBI's taxonomy places the organism in Eukaryota, Viridiplantae, Streptophyta, Magnoliopsida, Lamiales, Oleaceae. The record is from the annotation of a GenBank genome assembly.